Messenger RNA from Closterium sp. Naga37s-1, 705 nucleotides. The record is from the annotation of a GenBank genome assembly. Lineage: Eukaryota; Viridiplantae; Streptophyta; Zygnematophyceae; Desmidiales; Closteriaceae.
AUGUUCAUUCCCCUCCUUUCCCCCCCUGAUUCCCCUCCUUUCCCCCCCUGCUUCCCCUCCCCCUCCUUGCUUUCCCCUCCUUUUCCCCCCUUAUUCCCUUCCUUUCCUCCCUUCUUUUGCUUCCUUUCCCCCUUUGCUUCCCCUUCUUUCCCACCCUGCUUCCCCUGCUUUCUCCCCCUGGCUCCCCUCUUUCUUCCCUCUCCUUUCCUUCAUUUUCCUUUGUUGUUUGUUCCUGUUCCUCUCUUCCCUUCCCUCUCCUCCCUCGUCCAAUCUCCUCCCCUCCCUCUCCCAUCUUCCCUAACCCCCCGAAUCCUUCUCUCCCCUUUUCUCCUCCACCCCCUCUUCCUAUCUCCUCCUCCUCUUCCCCCUCUCCUAUCCCCUCGUUUACCCCCCUGCUUGCCCCUUGAUUCUCCCAUGCUAGCCCCUGUUCCCUCUCUGCUAGCCCCUUGUUUCCCCCUGCUAGCCCCCUCUUCCUUCCCUUCUAGCCCCUUGUUCCCGCCCUCGUCCAAUCUCCUCACUUGCUCCCUUCCUCUCUUGCGCACUUCCCCCCUUCCUCUCUGUCCCCCCUUUCCUCCUUUUCUUCCCCUAAUUUUCGCCCCUGCUUCCCCCUCAUUUCCUCUUGUGCUUCCCCUCAUCCCCCCCCCCCCGCUUCCCCUCAUUCUCCCCCCUGCUGUCCAUUAUGGUCCCCCCUUGCGGGGGUUGUAA